Molecule: messenger RNA, 11595 nt
Organism: Salvelinus fontinalis (brook trout)
Lineage: Eukaryota; Metazoa; Chordata; Actinopteri; Salmoniformes; Salmonidae
Product: ubiquitin carboxyl-terminal hydrolase 32-like
Exons: 34
Coding region: 178-5100 (1640 amino acids)
Biological process (GO): protein deubiquitination
Cellular component (GO): Golgi apparatus
Molecular function (GO): calcium ion binding; cysteine-type deubiquitinase activity
Source: RefSeq, a predicted model, not a curated record
AUCCCGAUCAUGUGACCGUAGCCAGCAUGGAGGCGUAGGCGACGAGAGGCGUCAUUCGUUGAAAACACAGCAAGUCACUUCGCUUGUAACGGAUUUCGCAAGAAACGGACAAGGCAACAGGCACCGUUCAUACACUCAACAUUUUAUUUUCUCACAUCUUAGUGAAAUGAGGGCAACAUGGGUGCGAAGGAUUCAAGGAUAGGUUUCCUUUCGUAUGACGAGGCCAUUAAACGAGUAACUGAUGUGGAGUUGAAGCGGCUGAAGGAUGCCUUUAAGAGGACCAGCGGCCUGUCCUACUACAUGGCCCAACAGUGCUUCUACAGAGAAGUACUGGGAGAUGGAGUCCCUCCGAAGGUUGCAGAAGUCAUCUACAACUCAUUUGGAGGCACGUCUAAAGGACUACACUUUAACAACCUCAUCAUUGGCCUGGUGCUGCUGACUAGAGGACGAGAUGGGGAGAAGGCCAAGUACCUCUUCAGCCUGUUUGCCAGUGAGUCGGGAGGCUAUGCGGCGCGAGACGACAUGGAGGCCGUGCUACGGGCAUUGGACGGGGAAGUCCCGCCGUCUCUAAGGAAGUGCUUCAGCGAGGGGGAGAAAGUCAACUAUGAACGCUUUAAGAACUGGCUCCUUCAGAACACUGAGGCGUUCACCUUCUCCCGUUGGCUGCUCUCCGGAGGCGUGUGUGUCACCCUCACAGACGACAGCGACACGCCCACCUUCUACCAGACUCUGGCCGGAGUCACACACUUAGAAGAGUCUGAUAUCAUUGACUUGGAGAAACGCUACUGGCUGUUGAAAGCCCAGUCCAGGACCGGACGCUUUGACUUGGAAACCUUUGUCCCGCUGGUCUCUCCUCCUAUUCACGCUUCGCUAAGUGAAGGUUUGUUUCAUGCGUUUGAUGAGAACCGGGACAAUCACAUUGACUUUAAGGAGAUCUCCUGUGGCCUGUCUGCCUGUUGCCGGGGGCCCGUCGCCGAGAGGCAGAAAUUUUGUUUCAAAGUGUUUGACGUGGACCGGGAUGGGGUUCUGUCUCGAGACGAAAUCCACGAGAUGGUAGCCGCACUCCUGGAAGUGUGGAAGGACAAUCGCACGGACACACUUCCUGAACUGCUCACCAACGUGUCGGACAUAGUGGAGGGAAUCCUGAAGAUGCACGACACGACCACGCUGGGUCACCUGACCCUGGAGGACUACCAGAUCUGGAGUGUGAACAGUGCUCUGGCCAACGAAUUCCUCAACCUGCUAUUCCAGGUCUGUCACAUUGUCCUGGGGCUUCGACCUGCCACUGCUGAAGAGGAGGGACAAAUCAUCAGGGGGUGGCUGGACAGAGAGGGCAGACAUGGGUUUCAGCCUGGUGAGAACUGGUUCCUCAUCUCCAGCCAGUGGUGGACGCUGUGGAAAGACUACGUCAAAUACGACCACAAGUCCAUCGUGGUGGAUCAGCCCUCUAUCUUCUCCUCUCUGAGGAAUCCUCAGGCCUCUGCCACCGUCAAGCCUGCCCCCCUGGAGCCAGGGGUAGGGGUACGCUGUGUAGGGGAAGGUCUGCCCGGCCCAGCCAGCGCCUCAGAGGAGAGGUCCCCUGAUGCUGUGUCCAGCGCCUCUGAAGCAACAGAGACCCAAAGCACAGUGGUGACCCCCCAGGCCGGACCCUCAGCCACAGAUAUCUGUUUUGCUCGGCAACACAACGUGUCAGACAACAACCAGUGUUUCUCCGGGGCCAACGGCCACAUCCCCUCCCUCUCUCAGUCCCAUCUGGCACCUCAGAGACCUGGAGCCAUCGACAACCAGCCCCUGGUUAACACAGACCCCAUGAAGGCCCCCACAUUGACCAUGGAGGGAGGCCGGCUGAAGCAGUCCUUACAGCUGGUGGCGGGCAGGGACUUUGAGACGGUACCAGAACCUGUUUGGAGGGCACUGUUCCACUGGUAUGGAGCCAACCUCAGCCUGCCACGACCGGUGAUCCAGCAGACGAAAACAGGCCGUGCUGAGCUGGAGCUCUUCCCACGCUACCUUCUCUUCCUGCGGCAGCAGCCCGCCACACGCACCCCCCAGUCCAACAUCUGGGUUAACAUGGGUAUGACCAGCCUGAGAAUGUUCCCCCAGCACCUCCCCAGAGGUAACGUGCCCUCCCCCAACGCUCCUCUGAAGCGUGUCCUGGCCUAUACAGGCUGUUUUAGCCGCGUGGGCACCAUCAAGGACAUCCACCUCUACCUGUCUCGGAGGCUACGCAUCAAAGACGAGGACAUGAGGUUGUGGCUCUAUAACAGCGAGAACUAUCUGACCCUGCUGGAUGAUGAGGACCACACUCUGGAGGGCCUGAAGAUUCAGGACGAGCAACACUUAGUUAUCGAGGUUCGGAACAAAGACAUGAGCUGGCCAGAAGAGAUGUCCUUCAUCGCUAACAGCAGUAAAAUGGACCGACAUAAAGUUGCUACGGAGAAGGGUGCCACGGGCCUCAGUAACCUAGGCAACACGUGCUUUAUGAAUUCUAGUAUCCAGUGUGUGAGCAACACCACGCCCCUCACUGACUACUUCAUCUCAGGAAGACACCUCUAUGAACUCAACAGAACCAAUCCCAUCGGGAUGCGAGGUCACAUGGCUAAAUGUUACGGAGACCUGCUGAUGGAGCUGUGGAGUGGAACUCAGAAGAACGUUGCUCCUCUCAAACUCAGGUGGACGAUAGCGAAGUACGCCCCACGGUUCAACGGCUUCCAGCAGCAGGACAGUCAGGAGCUUCUGGCCUUCCUAUUGGACGGGCUCCAUGAGGACCUGAACAGGGUGCAUGAGAAACCCUACGUAGAGCUGAAGGACAGCAACGGACGACCCGACUGGGAAGUCGCCUUAGAGGCGUGGGAGAACCACUUGCGGAGGAACCGUUCCAUCGUGGUGGAUCUGUUCCACGGCCAGCUCAAGUCCCAGGUCAAGUGUAAGACGUGUGGUCACAUCAGCGCCCGCUUCGACCCCUUCAACUUCCUGUCUUUACCCCUCCCCAUGGACAGCUCCAUGCACCUGGAGAUCACUGUCAUUAUGCUGGAUGGUUCUACCCCUGUACGGUUCGGCCUAAGGCUCAACAUGGAUGACAAGUACACGGGUCUAAAGAAACAGCUGAGUGAGCUGUGUAGUCUGAAACCAGAACAGAUACUACUGGCUGAGGUCCACAGCUCCAACAUCAAGAACUUCCCUCAGGAUAACCAGAAGGUGCGUCUGUCGGUGAACGGCUUCCUGUGUGCGUUUGAGAUCCCUGUGCCAUGCUCCCCCACUUCCCUCACCUCUCCAACACAGACAGAAGGGCUUGCUGACAUGUCCGUCUGUAACACCUCUCCAGACAUCACCCCUGUGCCCAUGGCUAACGGGGUGGCGGUGGCAGCUAAAGCCCAUCCUGAUGGUAAGCCUGGUCUGAUCUCCAACGGCAUGCCCAGCACCGUGGUGCACUGCAGAGAGACCACAGAGAGAAGCCUGCCCAACGGACACGUAUCCCCCGUCCAGGACAGCCCCUUCAUCGGGUACAUCAUCGCCAUGCACAGGAAGAUGAUGCGGACGGAGUUGUAUUUCCUGUCCAGUCAGAAGAACCGCGCCAGUCUGUUUGGGAUGCCUCUGAUCGUUCCGUGUACGGUGCACACCAGUCAGAAGGACCUGUACGAUGCCGUCUGGAUACAGGUGGCCCGUCUGGCCAGCCCUCUGCCCCCGCAGGAGGCCAGCAACCAUGCACAGGACUGUGAUGACAGUAUGGGUUACCAGUACCCCUUCACACUGAGAGUGGUGGGGAAGGAUGGCAACUCAUGUGCCUGGUGUCCCUGGUACAGGUUCUGUCGAGGCUGUGCGGUGGACUGUACGGAGGACAGGGCCUCGGUAGGAAACGCCUGCAUAGCUGUCGACUGGGACCCUACAGCCCUACACCUCCGCUACCAGACCUCACAGGAGAGGAUAGUGGAGGAGCACUGUAGUGUGCAGCAGAGUCGCAGGGCCCAGGCUGAGCCCAUCAGUCUAGACAGUUGUCUGAAGGCCUUCACCAGUGAGGAAGAGCUGGGAGAGGAUGAGCUCUACUACUGCUCUAAGUGCAAGACCCACCGCCUGGCCACCAAGAAGCUGGACCUGUGGAGGCUCCCGCCUAUACUGAUUGUACACCUGAAGAGGUUCCAGUUUGUGAACGGCCGCUGGAUCAAGUCUCAGAAGAUCGUCCAGUUUCCCAGAGAGAGGUUUGACCCUAGUGUUUACCUGGCUCCCCGGGAGGCGGGGCUUAACGGGCUACACAGUCUGCAGAGCCGCAGCGAGGGGGAGGAGCUACUGAGGAUAGGAGGAGGAGAAACGGUCUCCUCCAUCUCCGCCCCUGCUGGGUUCCUCAACAUCCUCAAAGCCUCUCCAGCUUCAGGCAGGAAGUCAGCCCCUCCCUCUUCCAUCAGCUGUACCAGCAGCCCCUGCAGCAGCCCCAAGACAGGAGGAGGGUCAGGGGGCACAGGCCACAGACAGACCCGCCUCAGGCUCCCCCAGCUGGGCAGCCGUCACCGCCUCUCCAACAGCAAGGAGAACCUGGAGGGUAGUACCAGGGAGGGGGGCAGCGACUCCGACACCGAGCCCAGGGAGGGAAGACUGCAGGCGGACACGGAGGGUGGGCUCGUGGGAGUGAGGAGCGAGCCGGAGAUGUCCACCACAGACGCAUUUAGCAGCCUCAGUGACGUCAUCGUGAUGAACGGGGACAGCGGUGGCCAUAGCAACGGGCUACAGCGCACGGAGGCCAGUACGACGCCCAGCGUGAACCUAGAGACGCCCACCCCCGCCCUGCUGCACCAAAGAGACAACAGCCUGGAGAACAUCUACAACUUGUAUGCUAUUUCAUGCCAUUCAGGUAUCAUGGGAGGAGGACACUAUGUGACCUAUGCCAAAAACCCCAACAACAAAUGGUACUGUUACAACGACAGCAGCUGUAAGGAAGUGCACUCAGAGGAGAUGGACACGGACUCGGCCUACAUCCUGUUCUAUGAGCAGCAGGCAGUGGACUACUCUCAGUUCCUGCCAAAGACUGACGGCAAGAAGAUGGCCGACACCACUAGCAUGGACGAGGACUUUGAGUCUGACUACAAGAAGUACUGUGUCCUGCAGUGAUCAGGAUCACACCCUCGACCCACCCACCUACCCCUCAACACUCUGCCUGUACCUCUGAACCGAUCCACCUACCCCUCAACACUCUGCCUGUACCUCUGGACCGACCCACCUACCCCUCAACACUCUGCCUGCAACUCUGGACCGACCCACCUACCCCUCAACACUCUGCCUGCAACUCUGGACCGACCCACCUACCCCUCAACACUCUGCCUGUACCUCUGAUCCGACCCGCCUACCCCUCAACACUCUGCCUGUAACUCUGAACCGACCCACCUACCCCUCAACACUCUGCCUGUAACUCUGGACCGACCCACCUACCCCUCAACACUCUGCCUGUACCUCUGAACCGACCCACCUACCCCUCAACACUCUGCCUGUACCUCUGAACCGACCCACCUACCCCUCAACACUCUGCCUGUAACUCUGAACCGACCCACCUACCCCUCAACACUCUGCCUGUAACUCUGGACCGACCCAUCUACCCCUCAACACUCUGCCUGUAACUCUGGACCGACCCACCUACCCCUCAACACUCUGCCUGUAACUCUGAACCGACCCACCUACCCCUCAACACUCUGCCUGUACCUCUGAACCGACCCACCUACCCCUCAACACUCUGCCUGUAACUCUGGACCGACCCACCUACCCUUCAACAUUCUGCCUGUAACUCUGAACCGACCCACUCAGCCAUACACGUAUGGAAAGGAAAUUACACAACACUUCUUCUUCAGCCAGUCGCUGGGCGCCAAGAACCACAAAAUGGUCAUCACGGACUGAACCACGUGUUUUCGAAUGUCGGUGGAUACUUCCUUGUUGUUUUUGAAAGAUUUUGUUUUGCCAAGAGAACAACAUUUUAAGCCCCACGUAAAGCACUAAACUGGUGUAUAUUUAGCCUGAGGACCCCCCCCCCCCCCACCUGUAUGUGUGUGUGUUGGAUUGUCAUCACAUAAGCUGAGAUUGAUUUCCUCCUGUGCAUUUUCCUCCCCCUGCAGCCACCACAAUAUGUUCUCAUAACCUGCACAAUGUCUGGCUCUAUAACUCUGUACGGUAACGGUAGGAUGAAGAUGACUGUUGUGUCAGUACAAAAACAACUCCUAUUGCUACCUCACUGUCGCUUGCAUUUCAUUGGCCAAUUGGAACAGUAAAAUAUCUGACAGUAUUAAAAACCUCACACACUUCCUCUUUUGAUGUCCACAAACACACACACACGCGAACACGCACUUCAAAAAAAUUAUGAUCUCCCUUUUAUGAAGAAAGAUUCCACAAAGUCGAGGUGUUUGACCUGAAUUUGGCCCCUUGUCAAGCAACUGUCAAAACCCGAAAUGUGCAAUUACUGAUCAAUGUACCCCUAACAAUUUUAGUCGUUUUAAGUCACAAGCUUGAGUUUAAAUCUGGGUUAUGUUCUGGACAGGUGCCAUAGAGAAUGUUUCAAAGAUUCAUAUAUAUAUAUAUCUAUAUUUUUAUUUGUUUUCUCUUUCUCCAAAUACUUAUUUUAUAGAGAUUUUAUUUUUUUUAUGCACAAUUUGGUUCAUUUCAAGGUUGCUGUCGUCUCUACUGUUUGUCUACAGUACGUUGUAGGGAGUUAGUCUGAUACUGUAAAUGAAUAGGGUACAUCCCAGAUGGCACCCUAUUCCCUAGUGCACUACUUGUGACCUGGGCCCAUAGGGAAUAGGGUGCCAUUUGGGAUGUACCCUAUUCAUUUGCAGUAGGCUAGGACUGCCUGUCAAAUUUCCAUGUUGUAUCUAGUCCUCACCGCUCCACUCUCUCAACAAUACCAUGUUGUAUCUAGUCCUCACCGCUCCACUCUCUCAACAAUACCAUGUUGUAUCUAGUCCUCUCUACUCCACUCUCUCAACAAUACCAUGUUGUAUCUAGUCCUCUCUACUCCACUCUCUCAACAAUACCAUGUUGUAUCUAGUCCUCUCUACUCCACUCUCUCAACAAUACCAUGUUGUAGCUAGUCCUCACCGCUCCACUCUCUCAACAAUACCAUGUUUAACUAGUCCUCACCGCUCCACUCUCUCAACAAUACCAUGUUGUAUCUAGUCCUCACCGCUCCACUCUCUCAACAAUACCAUGUUGUAUCUAGUCCUCACCGCUCCACUCUCUCAACAAUACCAUGUUGUAUCUAGUCCUCACCGCUCCACUCUCUCAACAAUACCAUGUUGUAUCUAGUCCUCACCGCUCCACUCUCUCAACAAUACCAUGUUGUAUCUAGUCCUCUCUACUCCACUCUCUCAACAAUACCAUGUUGUAUCUAGUCCUCACCGCUCCACUCUCUCAACAAUACCAUGUUGUAGCUAGUCCUCACCGCUCCACUCUCUCAACAAUACCAUGUUGUAGCUAGUCCUCACCGCUCCACUCUCUCAACAAUACCAUGUUGUAUCUAGUCCUCACCGCUCCACUCUCUCAACAAUACCAUGUUGUAGCUAGUCCUCACCACUCCACUCUCUCAACAAUACCAUGUUGUAUCUAGUCCUCACCGCUCCACUCUCUCAACAAUACCAUGUUGUAUCUAGUCCUCUCUACUCCACUCUCUCAACAAUACCAUGUUUUUAUCAUUUCCAUCAGCUGCUAGAUAAAAUAAUUUGUGGUAAAACACUACUUAAAGUGCGCUGUCAUUUGGUCUUCAUAGCGCUGUCAUAAGGUCUUCAUAGCGCUGUCAUAAGGUCUUCAUAGCGCUGUCAUUUGGUCUUCAUAGCGCUGUCAUAAGGUCUUCAUAGCGCUGUCAUAAGGUCUUCAUAGCGCUGUCAUAAGGUCUUCAUAGCGCUGUCAUAAGUAUGAUAUAAUAUGUCAUAACACACUAUGAUGGUUAGUGAUUACCAACGUUUCAUGGCAGGUAUGCUGACAGGUGUCAUGGCGUCUUUUUAACAACACUAGGAAGACUCUACGGUAGUGCACGUGAAGUAAACCAUCGCUUUAUCUGUGCAUGACUUGUGGCCAAGACGCUAGCCAAAUGUCUGCUUCUCUGUCUGUCAUACAUGUGUUUCCAUGUCGAGUUGGCAGAGAUGUGACAUAGUCAAGCCAAAGUGUUACACAGAUUCUACUGGCCAAUCAAAGGCUCACAUUUUAGUGCUCUGAGAAAAAUCAAACCUGAUUGGGGGCGGUUGUCACUAGUUACCACAGGCACAAAGUCAAAAUUGUCUAUUGGCUUUUUGUUCUUGAUUUUAAGGUUUAGGCAUAAAGUUAGCAGUGUGGUUAGGUUUAAAAACAGAUUUUUAAGAAGAGAAGUUUUAGAAAUCGAUGGGGUUUAGCCAUAAUUAUGACAUUGUGGCUGUGGUAACUAGUGAUGACCAAUUUGGGCAGAAAGACUGCAUUAUCAGGAGAUUUUAGUUCAGUGGACUGUCAGAGGAAACGUUGCCCUUUUUGUUCCAAUACUUGAGAAAUGCAUCCUUCCUACAUUCCUUGAAGUAAUCACAGAGCUGAAGUGGAAGUACCAUGGUGGUAACCUUCGAUUAUAGCUUUCCAAUCACGUAUAGAUAUGUGAUUACCUUAAGGAAGGACGUAUUUCUGAAGUAUUCAAACAGACCCAGUGUACUGGAAGAAUGCACCUGAACCACUUUAUUUUAUUUCACCUUAACUUUAAAGUCAUUAUAUAUAUUUUGGUUUUUGUCUGGCUUUUAGUAGCAGCUCUUCUGUAGAGCGGCCAUGUUUUUACGUCACCGCUGUGAACAGAUGCUUGUUUCUUCCCUGGAAAACAAUACAAUACUCGACGGUUCUCAUUAUUUAUGAUUUCUAAACGUUCUCUUAUAGUGAAGUUGUCCUCCAAGCAAGUUCCAGAUUCAUGCUAGGUGAAUGCUAGGGGAUUGCUAGGUGAAUGCUAGGGGAUUGCUAGGUGAAUGCUAGGUGAAUGCUAGGGGAUUGCUAGGUGAAUGCUAGGGGAUUGCUAGGUGAAUGCUAGGGGAUUGCUAGGUGAAUGCUAGGGGAUUGCUAGGUGAAUGCUUGGGGAUUGCUAGGUGAAUGCUUGGGGAUUGCUAGGGGAUUGCUAGGGGAAUGCUAGGUGAAUGCUAGGUGAAUGCUAGGUGAAUGCUUGGGGAUUGCUAGGUGAAUGCUUGGGGAUUGCUAGGUGAAUGCUUGGGGAUUGCUAGGUGAAUGCUAGGGGAAUGCUAGGGGAAUGCUAGGUGAAUGCUUGGGGAUUGCUAGGUGAAUGCUUGGGGAUUGCUAGGGGAUUGCUAGGUGAAUGCUAGGGGAUUGCUAGGUGAAUGCUAGGGGAUUGCUAGGUGAAUGCUUGGUGAAUGCUAGGUGAUUUUAAAGCCCCUGACCCCCUUCAAAAGUUGUUGCUGCUCUUUUUUUGGGGGGGGGGGGGGGGAUUAUGAUCAUCAUGGAUGCACUGGAUAAAAUUUCUGUCGUUGAAUGAAAUGUUAUUUUCCUUGUGAGAAAAUGUAUUGUGAGAUUAAUGCAGAUUGAUUUACUGAACAUUCUUUUGUCUUUUUUUAAUAUUUAUCUCUCCCCCCCACUGUAAAACGAUGUAUAACUAUUGAAUGUUAUAGGGAAUUUUGUCCAAUAUUUUAAAUACACUCUACAUGACCAAGUAUGUGGACAUCUCCUGGUCGAAAAUCCCAUUCCAAAAUCAUGGGCAUUAAUAUAGAGUUGGUCACGCCCUUUGUUGCUAUAACAGCCUGCAGUCUUCUGGGAAGGCUUCCCACUAGAUGUUGAAACAUUGCUGCUGGGACUUGCUUCCAUUCAGCCACAAGAGCAUUAGUGAGGUUGGGCACUGAUGUUGGGCGAUUAGGUCUAACUCGCAGUCGGAGUUCCAAAUCAUCCCAAAGGUGUUCGAUGGGGUUGAGGUCAGGGCUCUGUGCAGGCCAGUCAAGUUCUUCCACACCGAUCUCGACAAACCAUUUCUGUAUGGACCUCACUUUGUGCACGGGGGGCAUUGUCAUGCUGAAACAGGAAAGGGCCUUCCCCAAACUGUUGCCACAAAGUUGGAAGCACAGAAUCAUCUAGAAUGUCAUUGUAUGCUGUAGCGUUAAGAUUUCCCUUCACUAGAACUAAGGGGCCCGAACCAUGAAAAACAACCCCAGACUAUUAUUCCUUCUCCACCAAACAUGAAAUCCACCAAACCCAAAUUCGUCCAAUGGCUGAGAGCUUUACACCACUCCAGCCGACGCUUGGCAUUGCGCAUUGUGAUUUUAGGCUUGUGCGCUGCUGCUCGGCCAUGGAAACCCAUUUCAUGAAGCUCCCGACGAACGGUUCUUGUGCUGACAUUGCUUCCAGAGGCAGUUUGGAACUCGGUAUUGAGCUUGUGUGGCCUACCACUUCACAGGUGAGCUGCACUUACAGUUGACCGUGGAAGCUCUAGCAGGGCAGAAAUUUAACGAGCACCUAUGACGGUGCCACAUUUUGAAAGUCACUGAGCUCUUCAAGUAAGGCCCAUUCUACUGCCAAUGUUUGUCUAUGGAGUUUGCAUGGCUGUGUGCUCAAUAUUUAUACACCUGUUGCUUGUGACUGAAAUAGCCAAAUCCACUCAUUUGAAAGGGUGUCCAUACUUUUGUAUAUACAAUGUACGUCACUUCAUUCCAAUAGAACAGUCCCAUGUUCCAAUGUUUACACUAGCAUACAGUAGCGCUUAGAAUGCCUGCCCAAUACAUUGCUUCAUACUAAGUAGUGGGUUAGUGUGGAUAUCUGAACCGCAUAUCCAAGUCAAACAAAGCGGCGUUCUACAUUUUGCAUGAGUCGAGUCCCAAAUGGCAUCCCCCAUAUACCCUUUGGGGUGCCCUAUGUGGGACUUGGUUUGUAGAGAUGCAGUGGCUCUGGAACCUCUGCUGUAUGGGCUAGAUGUGCCCUGCGCUGAGACAAAUUUAAGCGAGACAGGAAAUUAAGACUUGCGUCACAAACAGCACCCUAUCCCCUAUGUUGUGCCCUACUUUCGACUAGGGCUCUGGUCAAAAGUAGUGUGCCAUGUAGGGAAUAGGGUGGCAUUUUAUACCUUGCCCUUUACCACAUCUUCAGCACUCUUUACCAGCAGCGAUCACAGAGAUGCCAUCCUGGAACCCAUGGCCCUACUGGUUCACUUCAGAUUCAGUCAGCUACAUUUAGUUCUGAUUCCAGGCCAGGCAGAAAACAUAUUCUUUUUUUUAAAACACUCCCCAUGAGCAUUUCAAUCCUGUGAAGCCCAGGGCUAAUUUAUUAACUGACCAGUGUACACCCCCUCCCUCUGUGGCAGGAUGGUAUGACCCGUUGGCAGAUAGUGCAGUCUACUACUGAAAUUAUUACUUUUUGUCCUCCUUAUUGUUGAUGGAUCGGAAAGAGAUGUAUUAAUUGAAAUUAUCAUUUUAUUUUGUAAAAAAAAAAGUGUUUAAAGAAUUAAAGUGAUAUUGCACUGACAUUGAAAAUGUACAUAGUGUUUUGUAAAUAAGCCAUUAAAACAGAUGCAUUUGAAUAUGAACUGUAAAAAAAAAAAAAAUUACAGUAGUUGUAUAUGGUGUGAUGAAACUGUUGAUCUGUAACUAAUAUCCAAGCAACACAUUCAAUACAACAGAUGCAAUUAAGACA